GGAGAUCCGUGCGAUUCGGAAGAUUUCAGAUGUGUGCUAAGCCUGCUGGAGUGAGCACGCUUCGGGACACCGAUGGAGGCGAGAGCUCAGAAUGGCAGCAGCUCGCAGCCCUUGCUACAGGCUCGCCGUGACACGGGGAGGCCGCACGGGGAGCCCGACCUGAGGGAUGUCCUGGCGCAGCAGGUUCACGUCUUGUCUCUGGACCAGAUCAGGGCCAUCCGGAACACAAAUGAGUACACGGAGGGACCGACGGUGGCUCCACGGCCAGUGGCCAAGUCUGCUCCUAGGCUAGCCACCCAGCACAAGAGUGAAAGGCCCCAUGGCUUGCCUGAGCAUCGCCACCUCGGCCGGGUUCAGCACACACAAACACACACUUCUCCUCGCGCAGCCCUGUCCCGCUCCAUCAGCACGGUCAGCACAGGCUCGCGGAGCAGUACAAGGACCAGUACGAGCAGUAAUUCCUCCGAACAGAGACUCCUAGGGUCGUCUUCGGGGCCCCUUGCCGACGGGAUAAUCCGGAUGCAGCCCAAGUCAGAGCUCAAGGCGAGCGAGCUGAAGCCGCAGAGCAAGGAAGACCUGGGAGCUCAUGCCUACCGCUGCGAGGACUGUGGGAAAUGUAAGUGCAAGGAGUGCACGUACCCGAGGACCCUGCCGUCGUGUUGGAUCUGUGACAAGCAGUGUCUGUGCUCGGCCCAGAAUGUGGUGGACUACGGGACUUGCGUGUGCUGUGUCAAGGGCCUCUUCUACCACUGCUCCAACGAUGAUGAGGACAACUGCGCGGACAACCCCUGCUCCUGCAGCCAGUCCCACUGCUGCACCAGAUGGUCUGCCAUGGGCAUCGUGUCCCUCUUCCUGCCUUGCUUGUGGUGUUACCUGCCAGCCAAGGGUUGCCUUAAGUUGUGCCAGGGCUGUUACGACCGGGUGAAUAGACCCGGGUGCCGCUGCAAGCACUCGAACACGGUGUGCUGCAAAGGUCCCAGUGUGCCCCCCAGGAACUUCGAAAAGCCAACAUAGCAUCACUAAUCGGAAGCAUUAAAGUAAUAAGGAUUAUUUUUUAGCAUAUGUAUACAACCAACUAAGCAGCUAUGGUCUUGGCACUGUAGUAGAAGGGUUGGGGAUGUACUUUGCCGUUUGCAGUGAAAUGCUUCUCUGUGCGUGUGCCAUCUUAACUGAUAAUGCUUGUUAGGAUCCAGCUAAUGGGAUGCGGGAAAAAAAAAAAGAAAAGAAAAUGGGAUGCAGUACAUUGUGACCCACAUAUUGCAUAAGCUAAAGCAACACAGACACUCCUAGGCAACUCCAUUGUUUGUGAAUAGUACUUGCAAAAUUUGUAAAUUAGCAAACGACUCCCUUUUUCAUUGUUUUCUGCCAGAGAUAAUGUGCUAUAUUUUUGUAUAUACAAUAAUAUUUUCAACUGUGAAAAAAAAAAGGUGGUGCCAUGAGGAAUGGCACAGUCACAAAAUAUUAUACUAAUAUGUUGUACAUUCGGAAGAAUGUGAAUCAAUCAGUAUGUUUUUAGAUUGUAUUUUGUCUUACGGAAACCUUAUAUUACAAGACUCUGAUUUCCCUUUGGACUUCAUGUAUAUUGUACAGUUACAGUAAAAUUCAGCCUUUAUUUUCUAAUUUUUUCAACAUAUUGUUUAGUGUAAAGAAUAUUUAUUUGAAGUUUUAUUAUUUUAUAAAAAGAAAUAUUUAUUUUAAGAGGCAUCUUACAAAUGUCACCCCUUUUUAUGAGGACGUCAGUUGCUGCAAAUAAGGGGUGAACGAUGCAUAUGUUCACUAUAAAAUAGAAAAUAUAUUAACGUUUGAAAUUAAA
Tinamus guttatus (white-throated tinamou) is the source of this 1813-nucleotide messenger RNA. Lineage: Eukaryota; Metazoa; Chordata; Aves; Tinamiformes; Tinamidae. The record is from RefSeq and is a predicted model, not a curated record.